Messenger RNA from Polychytrium aggregatum, 2083 nucleotides. RefSeq lists its product as uncharacterized. The transcript has 9 exons. Bases 65 to 1966 code for a protein of 633 amino acids. Gene Ontology annotation, cellular component: extracellular matrix. NCBI's taxonomy places the organism in Eukaryota, Fungi, Chytridiomycota, Chytridiomycetes, Polychytriales. Gene Ontology annotation, molecular function: protein binding. The record is from RefSeq and is a predicted model, not a curated record.
GCUGCUCUUUCGAUUGUCCAAGACGCAGUACCAGACGCCUGGCCGCCAUCCAACUCGCAGUACGAUGCUUCAUUCCUCCGGAAACAAAAAGGCCAAGCCGACCGGGACAGCCUCGGGCGCUGCCAGCGGCAGGACUCGGCAACAGCCCUCGCUAGCCUCUGUGCGUUCGUCCUUUCGUCAACAGCGUCUCGGGCAGGAUGGAGCCCAGGGGCUCGAUUCCUCUCUUGGUUUGAAAAAGAUUAUCCAGGCCUCCCGAAGCACCGGUCGUCUCAAUCUCUCGAACCAGUCCCUCACCUCGAUUCCCGAGCAGGUUUUUUCCCGGGAUGGCUCCGAGGACCAUAAGCCCGUCGUCGACUACUCAUUCGACAGCCCCUCUUCGGAUCCCUCAUGGUGGGAGGAAGUCGAAAUGACUCGGCUUAUCAUUGCCGACAACGAAAUCAACGCAAUCGAUCCCAGGAUUGAAUCCCUUGGAGCCCUGACUCUCUUCGAUGCACGCAACAAUAGGCUCUCCUGUCUGCCCGCCGAAAUGGCUCAGCUCACUCAGCUGGUGAUCGUCAAUCUGGCCAACAAUGCCUUGAGCGAGUUUCCUUCUUGUCUGCUCGGGGCUCCCUUGCAGGACCUUUCCCUACUCGGCAAUCAGAUCAAGACCCUUCCGGAUUCGAUUGGCCAGCUUGUGCAUCUCACCAACUUGGAUCUCUCCCGCAACCGAAUCGGCAAGCUCCCAGCCUCUGUCUCCGCCCUCAUCAACCUCACCAAGCUCAACCUCUCGGAGAAUGCCCUCGAAUCGCUCGAUGGAGUUCAGUUCUCUGGAAUGAAGCUGCUCUCCGAUCUCGAUCUUCACGACAACAACCUUGUGUCGUUUACAGAUGGAUCGACAUCCCUGCCCUCGCUCGCGCGUCUCGAUAUCAGCGACAACAAAAUUUCGCACUUCUCCGAGCAAGCGCCCAUGGAUCUGCCGCAGCUUCGCGAGCUCUACCUUUGUAACAAUAGAAUGCACUCUGUGGGCCUGCUGCUUCGCACGUGUCUGUUCCUUGAGACCUUGGAUCUUCGCGACAAUGCCCUCACCGAAGUGCCAGCAGACGUCCUUGCCAUGAUGAAUCUCAAACGCUUGGAUUUCAGUAAUAACUCAAUUUCCAAGCUCCCGCCAGAGCUGGGUCUCCUCUCCAACCUGAACACCUUGGGCUUUUCCGGAAAUCCCCUCAAAGGCGUUCCCACGGGUGGUACCAAGGCUAUAUUGGCGUUACUCAAGGGAAGAAUAACCGCUGCCCCAGCGCAGGAGAUGGCCUCGAGCGGUGCAGCAGACGAAGGAGCUUCGCUCGAUGAGACCACGCGCAGUCGCCACCCAUCAACCCAGAACCCAACCAACAAGUCGCUUGACUUUUCUUCCCGUCGAUUGGAGAAUCUGCCGCAGUCGCACAUCGAGGAUCUCUCUUUCCUCCCCGCCAAUGUGAUUCUCAGCCACAACUUGUUUUCCAGUGUCCCCGAGUCUUUGUCGAUAGUUGCGGCGACGAUGACGACUCUUGUGAUAACCCAUUGCAAGAUCACGACCUUGCCUGUGACCCGAUUCCCUCUGCUGAAGGACUUGAAUCUAUCGAACAACUUCAUUACUGAUAUCGGCACCCUCUCGUCAAGCACCCUUCCCUCUCUGAUUGAGCUCAAUCUGAACAACAAUCGCAUCCGCCAACUGCCGCAGCACCCCAUUGAUCUUCCGCUCCUCACCACGCUUCUGCUCUCGGGCAACGCCAUCGAGUCUAUCCAUGUGUCUGCUCUCACGGCAGCACCUUUGCUUCAAGUUCUUGACUUGAGCAACAACAGCAUUUCCAGCGUCCCUCCCGAGCUUGGAUUGGUUCGCAGUCUCAAGCGACUUGUUCUGGACGGCAACACCUUUAAGGUUCCCCGUCGGGCCAUCCUUGACAAAGGCACCGACGCCAUCAUGACUUACCUGCGGGACCGCAUUCCCAAUUGAUCUGCUUCGAUGAAUCGCGCUCCCGAUGUCCCAACUUCAUUAUGUCACUCCUUCCCAAACUACAUGCGGUCCAAUAAAAACGGGACAGCCCGGAUUUUGGUCGUUGAACAAUGAUGC